AGAAAAAAAUAAUAUUUCAAAAAGGAAAAUCUAAUCAAGAAAGAAAAAACAAAAAAACAAAAAAUAGUUAUUACACAGCCCCGGGUUCCGGUGUUCAAUGCCAACACAUAAUUGUUAAUAAUUUGCAUAAAGAGUGGAAAAAGUGGUCUCCGUCGUCGUCCAGCUCCCCCCCCCCCUAUUCUGGCGUUUUUUAUGAUUUAAUUAAUACAGCGGGGAACAGCAUUCAUUCGCUCGUUCAUUGGCGUUCUUUGCUGGGUGACUGACUGACUGAUUGUCAAGCUGCAUGUCUGUCUGGUUUGGUUGUUUGGCUGCUGUUGCAUUCUUUCAAUUGGAGUAUUGAAUAACGGUAACAACCGACGUGCAUUUGCGUGUGAAUAGUUAAAUAGAGAUUUUUGUGGUGCAAAACAAAUGGUGUCUGGUUAUUAAAUGAAGACAUAAAAGGUUAAUAGAAGCAAUUCCCUACAAAAGUAUCACAACAAAAACAACACCUACAACAGCACGGAGAGAAAUUGAACAUUGUCUAGAAAAUAUAAAAAAGGAAAUAAACAUAAAAAUCCAUCAGCAAGGAUAACGGCAGUCAUAUCACUUCUUGUUCCCACACUUCUGGUUCUGUAAUUGUAAGGAGGCAAUAAAACAGGAUAUUUAAUGUGCUUCUAGUCGCAACCAAAGAAAAUCUGCUGUAAAUAAGAAGCAGAAGGUGAGGAGUAGAAAAGAAAUCCGAAAAAAGAAAGAGUUUAAAUCUGCUGUGGCGUUUUAGAAGAGUGUGAGAGUGUGUGGAGAGACGUAUAUCCGCAGCAAUAAUUUUUAUCAGCCCUCAAACAGAAGGCAUUUAACCGAAAAGCCAACAAAAAAUCACCUUUAAAGUUAUGCUCGCCCCAUAAAGGCCAAAGUCAAAAGCAUACUAACCCAUAAACCAAAGGCUAGAAGAAAAAAAGAAAUAAAAAACAUUGGCAAUAAAAUACCUCAAGAAAAGCCAAAGAGAGAGAGAGAGAGAGAGAGAGAGAGAGAGAGAGAGAGAGAGGAACGAAAAACCCAUAUUUUAAUACAUUUUCAAAAUCGCAACGCAUGUUUGAAUUUAUGUCAGUUAUUUAUUACAACAACAUCGGCCAUAACAAUCGCAAUCCAUUUGAAAGGUGUCUCCUGCAUCCGCCAAUGCAUUGAUUUAAAUUGUGAAAGAGAGAAAAAUCGAAAAAUACUAAAGACGUCAUUCAAACUCCACGGGACAUCUUCAAUAAAAAACAGCCGUCGUGGAUACCCACGGUGAUUUAAUAGAGCCAACAGCGUCCGUGCCAAAGUGUCCCAAUACCACACCGCCGUACCAGAGGCUCACCAAGGCUCUGCAAUGCGAUCCCAGAUGCGGACACGAGGUAACCGUUGGCCGGCGCAUUGGUCUCUACAGAUUUUGUGGCGAUAUAGGACGUGGCAAUUUUUCCAAAGUCAAAUUAGCUGUACACCAGCUAACACGAGACAAAGUUGCCAUCAAAGUAGUUGACCGAGCCGGCCUGGAUGCCAAAGCAUUGCGUAUGCUUUCAAGUGAAAUUGCCACACUUGAAUGUGUUCAUCAUCCUAAUAUUUUAAGGCUCUUUGAGGUAGUCGAAACGCUGGGUCGUGUCUAUCUAGUCACCGAAUGGAUACGCGGUGGUGAAUUAUACAAUCAUAUUACCCAAGGUGGUCCAUUACGUGAAAUACAUGCAGCUCCGCUGUUCAAACAAUUGUUGCUGGCUGUGAAACAUAUGCACAGUUUGGGUUUCGUUCAUCGUGACAUAAAGGCCGAAAAUGUUUUGCUCCUGUCAGAGGAUCGUCUCAAGUUGGCUGACUUUGGUUUUAGCACACAAUUACUUAAUGGCCCCAAUCAAAAACUGGAUACAUUUUGUGGUUCACCACCCUAUGCGGCGCCUGAACUAUUUUCGGAUGAUCAUUAUAUUGGAGCACCGGUAGAUGUCUGGGCAUUGGGAAUAUUAUUGUAUUUUAUGGUGGUGGGCAAUAUGCCAUUUCGGGCGCCUACAAUACCGGGACUGAAGGCAGCCAUACUGAAGGGUGACUAUCUCUUGCCGGGUCAACUGAGUCUGCCAUGUAUAAGACUAAUACAACGUAUUUUAAUCCAUAUCCCAAUACGUCGACCCACCAUCGAUGACAUGCUGAACAGUCAAUUUAUAACCCAUCCAAAACUCAGCGCCGAACUGAUGCAACACGAAAUCAAUUUACGCACCAAAUCUGCCAAACGUUCCGGCUUUUGGGUCCGUUCGAAAUCGAGGCGCAUGCGCAAACAAUAUUCGCUGCGCGAACGCUACAUGGAGUUAACAAAUAAACCGCCAAUAAAUAUGAACACCAAACGCACAGACGGCUUCUUUGUCGAUAACUUCCUUCAACCCAUAGAAUUGGCCAAAGAUCUGCCACUGGAACCCAUCAAGGAACAGUCGCGCAGCAAUACCCCAAAACGCUCGUUUUUAUGUGGCACUCUAAAGAAGAAAGUCGGACCGAUGGAAACGGAAAAUGAACGACACCUCAAUAAUGGCACGCUGGGUCAACAGAAGAUGCAGUGGAAUAAUAUUUUGGCGGCAGUGCCUCCCGAGUGUCCUCUCUUCAAGAAUUACGAUAAUGAGACGGGGCCAUGUAUAAUGUUUCCCACUGAUACUGAGGAUAUGGCUAAGUUGCCACCGCUGGAACAGGAGGCACGUCAGAUACUCGAAGAGCUGGGCAUAACAACGGAAAUGCUGAUGCAAGCCUCCCAGAAUGGUCCACGAAGUGAUAUCAUUGGUGCCUAUCGCAUUGUCAUCAAUCGUCUGCAGAAACAAUCGUGGCUGGCCCGCAAACAUGUGGAAAUGGCCCUGCAGGAAAUGCCAAAGGCGGAGAAGAAAAUUGAGCGCUCCUGUUGCAUACUGUAAGGCUGAAGGGGGUUUUUCCAAGGGGCCUCAGGUAUGUUACAAAAAAUGGCACUUUCGUCAUUGAGCCUAAGAAACGAGUCAAAUAUUUUCCAAAAUCCAAAAAAGGAAACAAACCCAAGCAUGGUAAAAAUUUCAAAAUAGAAUACCCUAAGAAUUUAACAGAGAACGUGAUGUGUACUGACAGUAUAUUACAUAAAUAGUCCGUUGGUAAUUUUUUUUUUUUUUUAGAAAAAGAUAAAAGUAGUUUUAAAUUUUACGAGGGUUACCAACCAGUCAACGUUGUCUGCAAUGUGAGGUCAAGGGGAAGACUUUCUUCCAAUGAGAUUUUCAAAAUAUAUAUGUUUCCUAUUUUCAAAAUAUUCCGGGAAAGGGUACCCUGUUAGGCUUUGUAAUAUAAAUUAAGGAAGUUAAUCUCCAACGAAUACGAUUGGUCUGUGAGAUAAUAUGAAGAAAAGGUUUGAGGGAAUAUAAAUUUUCUCAAGAUUUGUCGAUUUUAUUUGGUCUCUAAGAUGUAAUCUGAAAUUGUUGAAAAAUAAGAAAAUUCCAAGGACACCACAGUUGGCAACACCGAAUUGGGUGUAUGCGUAGCCCCUUAAAUACUUGUAAAAAAUGCCAUCAAGAAGGAGAAUAACGGAAAAGACAAAAAUAUUUUUCUAAAAUAAAAUCUAAGCCUAAAAUAGGCGAGUAUGAAAUUUUGUUCAAAUUUUGUAAAUCCUACUAUUUAUGUCAUACUUAGACCGACUUCGAAGAUGGACAAUAUCGAUCCACUCCCUUCCCUUGUGGACUGCUAAAAAUUCUAAAAUGCUCUCCCUCACAGAAAGCAGAGGAAGUAUCCGCUUCAAUAUUUUUAUUCGACCUAAGUUGGGAUGAUUCACGGAAAACCUCGGCUCACCUCUUCUGGAACUACCAGCACACAAAACUUCGAAUAUUCCUAACAACCAUAAAUCUCAAGUACAUCAUAGGAUGUACACAACUUUACUAACAUUUCAGACAUCCCCAUAUUUAUACCCUCAGCCAUAUGAAUAGAGAUGAGGGUAUAUACCAUUCAAUACGCCCAAAACGUGCCUCAUCGAAAUAACGGUUUUAGAUCCUACAUCUCUUUGAACAAAAUCCGUUUCAGGACAUUUGGAGUCGAUCUAGGGGUGUCCGUUCGUCCGUCUGUCUGUCGGUCUGACUGGUGCGCAUGAUAACUAUUGAAGGGAGUAUCCGAUUUGGUCCAAACUUGGUACAUCGUAAUAUUUUUGUCAAACUUAGAUCGAGUUCGGAGAUGGACAAUAUCCUUCCACUCCUUCUGGUACCUCCCCCACAUUUUCAAAGAAAAUAAUUUACUGCACAGAAUGAGAAAGGACAAUCCGAUUUUGCUUAAACCUUGCAAAUCCUAAUAUUUGCUUCAGUGGUAGGUCAGUUGCGAAAAUGGAAAAAUCGGUCCACUCCAUCAAGUGCCUCCCCCACAAAGCGUCAAAAAUUUUGAAUAUUUCUAACUCUUAUAAAAUGUGAUGUAAGAUUCCGAUUGUCUUCAAAUUUCACACAUCCCAACAAUUUUUAUUAACCCAAUGUCUGGUGUGAAUAUAUCGGUACUCCUUCUAGUACCUCCCCCACAAAGGGUCCAAAUUUUGAAUAUUCAAAACGCGAAAUUUACAUCCGAUUCCAUUCAGACUUCGCACAUUUCAAUAUUUCUAUCAUCACAAAAUUUUUUAUAAAGAUCGAACCAUUCCUUCUGGUAUCUCCCCCACAGAGGGUCAAAGUUUUGAAUAAUCAAAAUUAUUAUAAAAUCGAAAUAAGCAUCAUGUUCUCUUCAUAUUUCACACAUCCCAUCUAUACUAACAUAAGAUCUGUUGGAAAAUGGAAAAUAUUGGUACACUCCAUCAAGUACCUCCCCCACCGAGGGUCAAAGUUUUGAAUAUCAGCGAAUGUCCUAAAACAAGAAAUUAAUAUCCGAUUCCAUUCAGACUUGGCACAACUCAAUAUUUCCAUUACCGCAAGAUAAGUUAUAAAGAUUGUAGAGAUCGGACUAUUCCUUCUGGUACCUCCCCCACAAAACGAUAAUAAAAUCCGAAAUAAGCAUCCAGUUCUCUUCAUAUUUCACAUAUCUCAUUAUUUCCACUAACACAAAAUCUGCUGUGAAAAUGAAAUAUAUCGGUCCACUCUUUCUGGUACCUCCCCCAUAAAGGGGUCAACAUUUUGAAUAUCCAUGAAGCUUAUAAAGCACGAAAUUUACAUUCGAUUCCAUUCAGACUUGGCACAUCUCAAUAUUUCUAUCAUCACAAAAUCUGUUAUAAAGAUCGAACCAUUCCUUCUGGUAUCUCCCCCACAAAGGGUCAAAGUCUUAAAUAACCAAAACGUUUAUAAUAUCCGAAAUGAGCAUCAGGUUCUCUUUAUAAUUCACACAUACAAACAUUUUUGUUAACAGAAUAUCUGUUGUAAAGAUGGGAUACAUCGGUCCUCUCCUUCUGGUACCUCCCACACAAAGGCUUAAAAUUUUGAAUAUCCAUGAAGCUCAUAAAAAGCGAAAUUAACAUCUGAUUCUAUUCCAGACUUGGUACAUCUUAAUAUUUCUAACAGCACAAGAUCUGUUAUAAAGAUGGUAGAGAUCGGCGCACUCCUUCUGGUACUUCCCCCACAAAGAUUAAACCCGAAAUAGACAUAGAGGAAAAAUAGCAUACUUUAAAAUGGCCAUAACUCUUUAAAUAUUGACAUUUCGGGGUUUUUUGGUAUUGUUUGUGAUCAGUUUUUUAAAGAGGAAAAAUAGCAUACGUUAAUAUGGCUAUAACUCCCUUAAUAUUGACAUUUCGGGGUUUUUAGCUAUUAUUUUUGAUCACUUUUAAGGAGGUAAAAUAGCAUACUUUAAAAUGGUCAUAACUCCUUAAAUAUUGACAUUUCGGGGCUUUUAGCUAUUAUUUGUGAUAAUUUUUUUAAAGAGGAAAAAUAGCAAAGUUUACAAUCGCCAUAACUCUUUAAAUAUUGACAUUUCGUGGUUUUUAGCUAUUAAUUGGGAUCAUGCCAUUUCGCCUAUUUAACUCUCUUCAAAUUUCACAAAUCAAAACUUAUUUGCUAAGGCAAAAUCUGUUGAAAAGAUGAUAGAUAUCUGCCAACCUCUGCUGGUACCCCACCCACAAAGGAUCACCAUUUUCAAUACUAUUUUCUGUCUUAACCAUCGAAAAAAAAUCAUAGAUUUUUCUAAAAAUGAUAACAUAUCUUAUAUAAAGUCGAAUAAGUUACCAAUAUAGGUCGAAUCUGAGGCGUCACAAUAUUUAUAUCAUAUAUAUUUGGUCCGAUACGAAAUUGACAAUAUUUAGCCAUUCCUUCGGAACCUACUCCAUAGAGGAUCAACAACUUGAAUAAUCAUAACAGAAGUCAAAAUAUAUUUGAAUAAUCGAAAUCGAAAUUUGAAAAUCGAUACUUUUUACAUGGAGAUGAAAUUUUCCAAACAAUAUUUGUUUGGCCCAAGGACGGCCCCUAUUGAAAUUGGUGAGAAUCGGUUCAAAUUUAGACAUAGCUCCCAAAUAUAUCUUCAAGCGAUUUCGGGUUAAUUGGCCAAUAUCAGUCCAAAUGACUUGAGUUUUGGCACAUCCGACCGAAUUCAGUUUAGAAGCAAGUACAUCAAAUUUGGUGAACAUCGGUUCAGAUAUAGCUAUAGAUCCCAUAAAUAUGUUUCAUCCGAGUUGGUGUUUAAGUCCCUCACAUUCGUAAUAUGCACUCCACAAGAAUGAUAUUUGGUACCAUAUAACUUAUGAUAUAUACCUUUGGAGCUAAAAAUACCUUUGGAGCUAAAAAUACCUUUGUUUUAUAUUUUUAUCCGAUAUCAAGAUUAAUGUGCGCCAAAUGACUAAUAUCAUCCCAAAUGAACUGAAUCUUGGCAAUUCCAACUGAAUUCAUCAAUAAAAACAAGUACUUCCAAAUUUGGAGGAAAUCGGUUCAAAUAUAGCUAUUGCUCCCAUAUAUGUGUUUCAUCCGAUUUGGAUUGCAUACCUAAUAUGCACUCCACAACAAUGAUCUUUGGUACCAGAUAUCAGAUACAGCUCAGAAAUAAGUGCCUAAAAUUGGGUCAAGAUCGAUUCAGAUUUUGAUAUAACCCUCUUUAUCCGAUUUCAGUUUUUUUCGUGCACCAUAUGGCUAAUAUCAGCCGAAAUGGAGUGAAUUGUGGCCUAUCCGACUGAAGAAGCAUGUACAUCAAAUUUGGAGAAAAUCAGUUCAGAUAUAGCUACAGUAGCUUCCAUAUAUAUUUUUCAUCCGAUUUUGUGUUUAAGUACCUCCCAUUUGUAAUAUGCACUUCACAACAUGAUAUUUAAUACCAGACAUCAGAUGCAGCGCCAUAAAAGCUUUGCCAAAUUUUAUCGUGAUCGGUUCAGAUUUUUGUAUACCUGCGAUAUACAUCUUCAUCCGAUUUUACAAUAGACAGAUUUUUUUUAUAUUCAACCGAAUUUUUUUUUCAUUUGGUGCAACUCGACCCGGUAUAUCUUUUGCUUCAAAAAUUUUUUUUAAUGUAAUUCUUAUCGAAGUCAUAUCAUGCAAUAUACCUCAAUGUUAUUUGAUACUAGAGGUACAAAAUCCUCUGUCAAAUUUGUUGAAUAUCGAUUCAGACUUGGAUACAGUUCCCAAAUUGUGACUACUCUAAAACCAUGAUACCCCUUCAAAUAAGAUUCAUUGUUGGUAUGAUCUACUUCACAUACAUAAGCAUUUUGUGUUUUGGGAGCUCUACUAAAUACGCAUAGUUUUGCAGGGUCUCAAAUAGUCGGCCCGCCAGGCUUUUGACCUAUCCUUACUGGUUUUUCUUAUGGUAGAGUUGAUAAAAAAACCCUCUCUUGUAGAUAUAGGCAUACCAAGGCCUAUUUAUAUUUUCCCUCAUUAAAUCCUAACUCAUUGCUUCAAAAAACACCUGACUUUGGUAUAGCUAACAAAGUUAAAGGUUUCCUUCCAAACUACAUUUUUCGAAUUCAAAAUAACUCCCUUGAAGUGGGACUUUUCUCUACGACUUGGUCAUGAAAUAUUACCCAUUCACCCUCGUAACAAACGGAUAAAGAACCCCAUUGCAGACUAAAAACGUUAGCACAACAACCCUGUAGCUUUAUAACAAAAAAGGUGCCACAUUUUAAGAAAAAAUUAAAAAUAAUAAUAAUUAAUAAUAAUUAAUAACAAUUUAAUAGAAAAAGAAAACAAAUUUUCAUUUUAGCAGAAAUUACAACAACAAAAAAUAACAACAAAUAAUAAAACAAAAUAAACAACAAUCUCAAUUAUAAAACAAUUAAACUGACAGUAAUCUAACUAGUAAUAGAACCUAAAACAAAACUAAUAAUGAUUUUUUAACUUUAUAUAGAUUUUUGUCUCUCUCUCUCUCUCGCGCUCUCUCUAUAUUUCCACACAAAAUGAUCUCCAGCAUUAAGUAAAAGAAAAGACAAAUAAUUAGAAGAAGACUAUGAACGAGAGAAAGAAAAAUGUAAUAACAACAAAUUUGUGCAACGAUUUUUUUUUUGAUAAAGGGAUCAGCUAAAUUUCCAUUUCCAAGUUGAUCCCAGCCAGAGAAGAAGAGUUUCCAUGUUGCACGUAGUAUAUGAUUAAAGAAAAAAAUGAAAUAAUAGAAAUUUAUAAAAAGAAAAGAAAAAGUAAUUCCCAUUUAAAAUCUCAUAACAAAGAACUGUGGUUAUUUUUUUCCUUUUUUUAAAGAAAUUAUUGAAACAAAAAUUGACAAAGAUGCACAAAUAAGAUAGGGGCUCAAUUCUUGUUCUACGAAAUUGUGAUAUGACAACUUUACCGAAGAAUAUGAGGCUUGACAUUUAUAUCAUAGACUUUUGAAAUAUAAUCGAAAUUUAUAAGUAUGAAUGCAGAGUAAAAUGUAUGUAUGUGUAUGGGUUGAUGUAAAAAAAGCAAAUUUAAAAAAAAUGUAUAUUGAAUUUAAAUGAGACUCCCUGGCCUCCAGCUGGUCUAUAAAGACUCCCUGG
Molecule: messenger RNA, 8821 nt
Organism: Musca domestica (house fly)
Lineage: Eukaryota; Metazoa; Arthropoda; Insecta; Diptera; Muscidae
Product: MAP/microtubule affinity-regulating kinase 3-like
Exons: 10
Coding region: 1524-2885 (453 amino acids)
Biological process (GO): intracellular signal transduction; microtubule cytoskeleton organization; protein phosphorylation
Cellular component (GO): cytoplasm
Molecular function (GO): ATP binding; tau-protein kinase activity; protein serine/threonine kinase activity
Source: RefSeq, a predicted model, not a curated record